Molecule: messenger RNA, 1470 nt
Organism: Adineta steineri
Lineage: Eukaryota; Metazoa; Rotifera; Eurotatoria; Adinetida; Adinetidae
Source: the annotation of a GenBank genome assembly
ACCAUUUGAUCGAUAUCGUCUCUCAAAUGAACAUCGAACUGGUCGUGCAACAUCUAUUUCUUUUGAUUUUGGUAAAGAUCUUUCACAUGAUUUUCUUAUUCAUGCAUCAUCAAACAACAUAUCACUGGAACAUCUCACAUUUGCUAUUUAUUUCAUCUUUCUAUUUAAAUUAACUAAUGGACAAACAGAUUUAUGUCUGACUAUGAACAUCAAUAAUAAUCGAUAUAGAGAUGAACUCAAAUCAAUCAUCGGAUUGUUUGAGAAUGUCAUUCCAUUACGAUGUCAACUAGAUCCUCACUGGUCUUUUCAUCAAUUACUCAAACAUGUUCGAGAGAUAAUAACAAAGAGUAUAAAAUAUUCAUAUUUUCCACUUCAACGUAUUCUCAAUCAACAUCCACAUAUUUCAAAACAUGCAUUUCAGGAUACAUCUUUGGAAUUUAUAUCAUGUAUUAAGAACAAUGAAAUUAUGAUUGAUGAUUCUCAACUUGUUCCAGGAUCUUUCUCAUUCAAUAUUAGUGAGGAUGAGAUACUAAGUGUAUCUGAUUUCUCCCUUUCAUUUCAUCAUGAUAUGAACAUCAAUCAACUAUCAUGCACAAUUAAUGCAUCACUUGACUUAUUUAAUAGAGACACAGUGGAGAAGAUUUCACAACGAUUUCAUUCUAUUUUACACCAAUUAUCAGCAUCUAUUAUCGACAGUCAAAUAAACAAACCAAUCUAUGAAGUAUCAUUAACAUUAUCAAAUGAACAAUAUCUGAUACAAUCAUUGAAUAAUACACAAGUAUCAUUUUCAUCUCCUCUCACUUGUAUACAUCAUGAGUUUGUAUAUCAAGUCAUACAACAUUCACAAAAACUAGCUGUUGAACUAGAUGAACAAUCAUUGACAUAUUGUGAAUUGUUACAUUAUGUUCAAGUACUAUCUUUAACUCUUCUUAAUGAAUAUCAUGUGUUUCCAGGUGAGAUCGUGUGUCAAUGUGUUGAGCGAAGUUUGUCAAUGGUGAUUGGUAUUAUGGGAAUUGAAAUGGCAGGUGGUGUUUAUUGUCCAUUGUCGCCUCGAGAUCCACAACAUCGUUUGCAUGCACUUACACAACAAACACAAAGUCGUUUUGUUCUUGUUCAUUAUGCAACUAUAACCAAACUCGACGAUGACAUUGUUUCACUUGAUAUUGAUUCGAUAUUAAAUGGCAAUGAUAUAGAUAAGAAAGGUCUUUCGAAUGUGAUCCUGAAAGGGGAAGAUAUAGCUUACGUUAUUUUCACUAGUGGUUCAACUGGAAUACCCAAAGCGGUUCAAGUUCGACAUAAGAAUUUUAUUGAUUGUAUCAAUUCUUUGACUUAUAUCAACUCAUUUAAUAAAGAUGAUAUAGUUGUACAAAUGACAAGAUGUUCAUUUGACAUUCAUGUUCAAGAGAUACUUGGUACAUUGUUGGUUGGAGGCACAUUAGUUGUGCUUCAUCCAGGUGGAACUAUCGAUUU